AACUGAGACGCGGUGACGCUGCUUCAGACCUCCGGCUCCUGAUUGGUGAGGGACUCCUCCUGGAGCUCAGCACCGCCUUCAGGAGCGACCCACCGCCUCAAUCUCCGCUUCGUAUUGGAGAAAAGUCUUUUCAAAAUGUCCGCCAAAACUCAGAGCAAGCCGCUCCCCUGCUGCUCUGCUGGGAGUCUCUUCUCUGGUUGGUCCACAGGAACCGUCUCGCGCUCUCUGCGGACAUAUAACGGAGGGUUUUGGCUGCUUGGCCUCACAGUUUCUCUGACUUGAGACAGAAGAGAAAAUCAGUAAAAUGAGUGGACGAGGUAAAACCGGCGGAAAAGCCAGAGCUAAGGCAAAGACCCGCUCCUCUCGUGCCGGACUCCAGUUCCCAGUCGGCCGUGUUCACAGGCUGCUGAGGAAAGGAAACUAUGCCGAGCGUGUUGGUGCCGGUGCUCCCGUUUAUCUGGCGGCGGUGCUGGAGUACUUGACCGCUGAGAUCCUGGAGCUGGCUGGAAACGCUGCCCGUGACAACAAGAAGACUCGUAUCAUCCCCCGUCACCUGCAGCUGGCCGUCCGCAACGACGAGGAGUUGAACAAGCUGCUCGGCGGAGUUACCAUCGCUCAGGGCGGUGUCCUGCCCAACAUCCAGGCUGUUCUCCUGCCCAAGAAGACCGAGAAGCCCGCCAAGGCCAAGUAAAGCUGGACACUUGCCGACUGCUGGAAGCCAGACCCCAAAAAGGCUCUUUUAAGAGCCACACA
Molecule: messenger RNA, 753 nt
Organism: Lates calcarifer (barramundi perch)
Lineage: Eukaryota; Metazoa; Chordata; Actinopteri; Centropomidae
Product: histone H2A
Exons: 1
Coding region: 305-691 (128 amino acids)
Cellular component (GO): nucleosome
Molecular function (GO): DNA binding; protein heterodimerization activity; structural constituent of chromatin
Source: RefSeq, a predicted model, not a curated record